AUGCGGCUCUGGCCCCCGGCCCUGCCUGGGCACUGGGGCUCCCACGGCCGGAUCGCAUCCCGGCCCCCGGGCUCUGCCCAGGCCCGGAGCCCCCGGAGACACGGGCGAGCCCCGCGCUGCUGCCGGGCCCGAAGGGGUUACGGGCGGCUCGUCCGGCCCGGCCCGCCCCGCCGCCUGCCCCGGCGGUUCCCGGCUGUUGCCGGCUGUUCCCGGCUGUUUACCUGGCAGCGCCGGCCGGAGGCCGCGCUGACAUCACCGCCGCGCCCCCCCGUCCCCCCGUCCCUCCCUCCGUCCGUCCGUCCGGCCCGCCCGCCGCCGGCCGAGCCUCGCCCGCCGCGGGGCCGCCGCCGCCGCCUUCCCCGUGCUCGGGGCACACGCGGGCCCGGCGCUGCCCACCCACCUGGCUGCCACGUCGCAGCCGCGGGCUGCCCGCGGGCCCCCAUGCUGCCGCUGCCCGCCGCCGGCAGGCCCGGGCCCGGACACCCAGGCCGGCGGCGCAGGUGCUUGCCCCUGCGGGGGCUGCUCCUCCGGCCCGCGGCGGAGCCGCUCUGUGGACGCUUUCUUGGUGCCUUUGGGCAGGGAGCCAAAAAAGGUGGAGAGACGAUGUCCCUGGAAAGGCUGCCGGGCCAGGCGCGGGCCGGGGCCGAGCCGGGGCUGACGCUGCCUCUCACCUCUCCCUCCCCUGACAGCCCCGGCCGCGGGGUCAUAAACCGUGGGGGGAAAAGGCAGCCUAUUAGUAACUCUAUUAAGUCUCCAUUAGUUAGCCCGCUGGCCCCGCACCGCGGCCCCGCUCGCCCCGCACACCCCGCACCGCACCGGGCUCCGCACACCCCGCACACCCCGCACACCCCGCACGCCCCUCAUACCCCUCACACCACGCCCCGCACAUCCCGCACACCCCACACACCCCGCACAUCCCGCACCGCGCUCCGCACGCCCCUCAUACCCCGUACACCCCGUACACCCCGCACACCCCUCACACUGCACCGGGCUCCGCUCGCCCCUCAAACCCCGCACACCCCUCACACCCCGUACACCCCGCACAUCCCGCACGCCCCUCAUACCCCGCACACCCCGCACACCCCGCACAUCCCGCACACCCCGCACAUCCCGCACACCCCACACACCCCGCACAUCCCGCACACCCCGCACAUCCCGCACACCCCGCACGCCCCGCACAUCCCGCACACCCCGCACAUCCCGCACCGCGCUCCGCACGCCCCGCACAUCCCGCACACCCCACACACCCCGCACACCCCGCACACCCCGCACAUCCCGCACACCCCGCACAUCCCGCACACCCCGCACAUCCCGCACACCCCGCACACCCCGCACGCCCCGCACCGCGCUCCGCACGCUCCCCGGCAAAGCGCCGCGGUUCUGUUCUGGCCCUUCUGCGGCUCCGGCCGGGUCGGGCCCACCCCGCCUGCCCUCUCCCGCUACGGGAGGUGCGGGGCCGAGCGGGUCCCCGCUCCCGGGGCACGGCAGCACCGGGACCGCCGGCAGGCGCCGGUGCCGGGGCCGCUGGGGCACCCGGGGGUGCUGGGGGAGCCCGGCCCGGCCCGGCGGAGCUCCAGGUGA
Agelaius phoeniceus (red-winged blackbird) is the source of this 1581-nucleotide messenger RNA. NCBI's taxonomy places the organism in Eukaryota, Metazoa, Chordata, Aves, Passeriformes, Icteridae. The record is from RefSeq and is a predicted model, not a curated record.